This is a messenger RNA of Aspergillus chevalieri, 1527 nucleotides long. RefSeq names its product DUF1479 domain-containing protein. The record is from RefSeq and is a predicted model, not a curated record. Lineage: Eukaryota; Fungi; Ascomycota; Eurotiomycetes; Eurotiales; Aspergillaceae. The transcript has 3 exons. Bases 1 to 1527 code for a protein of 508 amino acids.
AUGUCGCUGCAAAAUCCUGCUCGUGCUGUCCUCACUCUCCGAGCCUCGCACACUCUGACUUCACAGGCCAACUUGAAACGCUGCUUAGCCACAUCUACUCAGAUUGCUCGCAAAGAGGGCGAUAUCUCAUCUGUAUUCGCAUCUCUCUCCGGGAAGGAGAAGUCCGCUCUUCCAGGGAGAUUUGCAGAUCAGAAGAAGCGGCUGAUCGCUGGCCACGAGGACCAGAUUCAACAGAGUUGGGACCGUCUGCUCCGCCAACUGAAGGAUGAAGUUCAUCUAAUUGAGCAGCGUGGGUCUGAUAUCGUUCCAUCUAUUGACUUCAAAGAUAUCCAAUCGGCCCCGGCGGCGUUUACAAAUGAGUUGAGGAAACGGGGCGUUGCUGUCAUUCGAGGGGUGAUUCCUGAGCAUGAGGCCAGGGGUUACAAAGAGGAGAUUGAGCAUUAUGCCAAGGUAAAUCCUGGGACAAAAGCAUUUCCCCCACACGAUCCCCAGGUCUACGAACUGUAUUGGUCAAAGCCCCAGAUGCGCGCACGUACACACCCCAACAUGCUCGAGGCGCAGCGCUUCCUUAUGAGCUUCUGGAAAUCCGACGCACCUGACGCAAUGAUAUCCCCUACACAUCCACUCAUCUACGCCGACAGACUCCGUAUUCGCCAACCAGGAGACGCAGGAUUCGCGCUUGGUCCGCACGUUGACGGAGGAAGUUGUGAGCGCUGGGAAGACAAUGGCUAUGGCCGCGGGGACGUCUACAAGAAUAUUUUCGAGGGCAACUGGGAGCAGUAUGACCCAUGGGAAGCUAGCUGCCGAGUACCAGCUGAGGCGGAUCUCUACAACGGCGCCGGGGCGUGUUCGAUGUUCCGCAUGUUCCAGGCAUGGCUGAGCAUGUCGCAUUCUGGACCAAAUGAGGGAACAUUGCUUGUAAAUCCGCUUCUUUCAAUGGCUACAGCUUAUUUCCUUUUGCGACCGUUCUUUGAGCCUAUCUAUUUGCCGCCCAAGGAUUGUUCGCGCAUGGCGCUGCAUAUGUUCCUCGACCCGAGCAACUGGCGAUUGGAGAAGGAAACGUCGAGUACAUUGCAGGGUGCAGCACCUGGAUACGCACAGGAGCUGUCAACAGCACUUCAUCCUCAUCUUGAGCUGGACAAGACUAUGGUGCACGUCCCAAAGAUUGCACCGGGUGACUAUGUGGCCUGGCAUUGCGACACUAUUCACGCCGUCGACAAAGUACACAAUGGAUCCGGUGACUCGAGUGUUAUGUAUAUUCCGGCUUGCCCUGUUACCGAGGCCAACGCGGCUUAUGUUGCGCGUCAGAAAAAUGACUUCGUUGCGGGUGUUCCUCCUCCAGAUUUCCCGGGAGGCGAGGGAGAGACUAAGCAUGUCGGACGAGCCACGGAGGGUGGUCUGCGAGAACUCACCAAUGAACUGGGAUUGCGAGCCUUCGGGUUCGGGAAGUGGGAUAUGAACGAGGGAGCUUUGUCACACGGACAGCGACAGGUUUUGGAGAAAGCAGACCAGAUCUUGAAUGUCUGA